CCCAUCAUGGACAAUCCAGCAAAAACGGGUUACUGAACGAAAUCCUAUCGAUUAUACUAAUCUCCAUCGUCACUAUGACGUCGGUGCUUUUGUUGUCGACGAUAGUUGCAGUUUUGCGUGAGAUUGGCACGCAGGUGUUUCGUACGGCACCCUUGAUCUCUUGAGCCAAGAGAAAACACUUAUGGCCGGUGAAGUAUUCAUGGAGAAGGACAAUGCAGGCGCCUCCUCCUGCGGAAUCGGUCGGUUCCGGAAACACUGAAGAAGACUGGCAUGUGUUCGAGGUGCUGUGCAAAGAUAUGAACAUGGAAGAAGCUGAAGUGGACGUAGCGACAUCUCUCCGCAGCGAGAUCGCGGCCCUCCAGUACAAGCGAGACCGGCUGCAAACCGAUCUGGAAGAGAUGCGCUCUCAAGUUCGGACUCGCGACCAGAGAUGUCUCGACCUGCAAGUCGAGGCCGAUCAGUUGAGGGAGCAAUCGGCGAGGCAGAACGCCAUCAUCUCUUCGCUGAAGAAACGCGUCCACGAACUGGAAGAGAGAGAAAGGAAUCUGAUCGCAGCUCAGGGGAGGCAUGAGAUUGCUUUGCAAACUGCGCACAGAGAUGUCAGGUACAACGAAGAAAAAGUCAAAGAACUAGAAUCGAAAGUAAGAAAUCUUGAACUGGAUUUGAGUUCCGAAGAGCAAAAGAAAGAUUCCGCCAGGUUGCAACUGCAAGAUUUUGUUAGAAGACUUUCUAUUGCGUUGGGAGCCGACUUGCUGGAUUAUUCGCAUAUAUCUCCAGAAUCUCUGGUUCAUAAGGCUUCCGAAUUGGUACAGGAAACUUCAAGACUGCGCAACAAGGCCGGUAGCAUCCACGACACCCUCAGCACAGUAGAAGUGGACCUGCGCACAUGCAAAGAGAACCUGGAACGCGCAUUGGCCGACAGGGAAUGCUUACAGCGACAGUCAGCCGCGCAGCUGUUGGAAAUCGACCGACUGCGCCAAGAAAAGGAGAACGCCGAUAUGCAGAACAGAGUCACGGAAAGGGAAUUGAACGAACUCAAGGACAAACUGGCGUUGUCAAACAGAAGUUUGGGAAACGCAAGCGGCAACAUUGCCCAGCAGGAGUCGAUGAUAUGUCAGAUGAGAGACGACAUAAAGAUGAAAGAAGAAAGAAUCCUACGUCUUCAGGCGGAUAAUAAACACACUUUGGAAUCUCUGGCAAUCAUUCUAAGUACGCCCUCACGCUUCGUGGAAUCUUUAGAAGCUACCAUCAAAGACAGGAUUCACGAAAUAAUAAACGACAACAAGGACAAAACCGCUCAACUGGAAGCACUCCGAGACAAGUUGGGACAAGAGAGCCAGCAAUUAUCGCGGCAAAUAUCGCUGUACGAGCAAGCGACGGUGAGACUGAGAGCCCUCGAAGAUGAGAAGAAUCACCUGGAAGCGAGGUUGCACAAAGCGGACGCCGAAAUCAGUGCCUGCGAACUCUCGAGAGAUGGACUCAAGAGAGACAAAUCCACGUUUAUGAAUUUCUUAGACCGGCUAGCCAGAGCUCUUAAUAUGGAUGAGAUAUCCCACGACAUAGGAGUCGAUUUGCAUACCGAAUCUCUACUGCUUAGAGCUGAACAACUUGCGAGACUGGAAAGCGAAAAGUUGGUAGAUAAGACCGCCUUGGUGUACCAGCUCCAAAGAAGAGUACGGACUCUUCGGGAACAAGUCCAAAGAAAGGACCUCCACCUGGAUUUGCUCCGGAGGAAAUUAUCCCUGCAAGAAGACAAUGCCAAGACGAAGUGUCUGCUCCAGAACGAAAGAGACGAAGCCAAUAUGCGCGUCAAGAAACUUGUGAAACAAGUCGACAGGCUCCAGUUGCAAUUGUCCGAGGCUAAGAGCCAAAUUCGCGAUCUGAAUUCACAAUUAGCUGAAGCAGCCGAUUACAAGAUAACUGCUCUGGAAAGAGGCAGAAAGAUCGAAGACCUCCAAAAACGCCUGAUCGAAUCCGAAUCCCUAAGAACGAAGUACAACAGGAAGGUGACCUUGCUGAAGGAUCAAGUGAGAGCUACAGGUGAGACUAUCGAGCAGGAGCGCAACAUAAGCGACCAUUCGAUGCAGCUCAUCAGAGACGAGCUGGCCAGGGUCAAGGAUAGCUUGUCGGAGGUGCAAAGGCGGGAGUCACAGCUGCAGACCUUCAAGCAUUCUAUAGCGAAGAUUUUGGGAGUAGCGCUGCCGAUGCCGGAUUACGAGCUGGUGUCAAGACUCCAGAAACUGGUGGACGCCCACCACGACUUUACUCUGGUUUCCCGGAGAUACGAUGAUCCCGUAUUGAGAUUAACCUCGAGGAGUCCCACUGGAGGGAGUAGAUGCACCAGGACCCCGGACAGAUCCAGAUACGAUGAUUCUGGGUACACCGACGCCGUUGAUCUGGAUGACAUCGAUGAUGACCUGUUCAAAAGGCAAACUAGGCCUAUGUGACGAACGCAUUUCAGAGACUACUGAGUAGCUAAACCAGAAGUGUUCUGAAUUAGAAAUAGAUACUUGAAUUUUAUUUGUUUCAUAGAAUACAUAUUUCAUCUGUAUCACCAUAUAAUCAAAAUACCGUUUUCUUUUACGAAAGCACCAUUUUUAGUCUUGUGAUGGAAUUGGCCAACACUUUAUGAAAUUUUUCUGAUUGAUUCGGUCAUAGUAAUUUCAUGAUCAACAUAG
Molecule: messenger RNA, 2678 nt
Organism: Leptinotarsa decemlineata (Colorado potato beetle)
Lineage: Eukaryota; Metazoa; Arthropoda; Insecta; Coleoptera; Chrysomelidae
Product: coiled-coil domain-containing protein 170
Source: RefSeq, a predicted model, not a curated record